Messenger RNA from Suricata suricatta (meerkat), 1669 nucleotides. RefSeq names its product integrin subunit beta 1 binding protein 1 (gene ITGB1BP1). The record is from RefSeq and is a predicted model, not a curated record. Gene Ontology annotation, molecular function: integrin binding. The coding region runs from base 500 to 1102 and encodes 200 amino acids. The transcript has 8 exons. Gene Ontology annotation, biological process: negative regulation of substrate adhesion-dependent cell spreading; negative regulation of focal adhesion assembly. NCBI's taxonomy places the organism in Eukaryota, Metazoa, Chordata, Mammalia, Carnivora, Herpestidae. Gene Ontology annotation, cellular component: cell periphery; lamellipodium; ruffle.
CUGUGAUACUGCAGCCUUGCUGGUCAGUAGGAGGUGACACGCAGGUGUAGCACCUAGCACUGGGCGGCCCGCAGCAGGUGUGCGAGACAGGAAGUUGUUAUUUGGGAAAAGGUUCUUCAGUUCAUUAACAACAGUCCUUUGCCAGUCUGUGCCAGACGUUGGGUACCCAGACAUGUAUUACCCAGCCCUCAUCUUUGAGGCGCUCACAGCUGAGUUCUAAGUAAGACAGAGUAAAAUAGUUUUGAGUAGGCAACAGCAGGCUCAGGCUCUGACCCGGGUGUACGCUCAGGCUGUGCACAGUCCCUUAGCACCACCGGGACGUCAAAGGAGGCUUUCAAGCCUGAACCGAAUCUUGAAAGGUGCCUUGUUUUUCUGAAAAGAACUGACCGCGUCGGGAGGACCGGAAGCUCUCCGUGCACACGGCCGCCUGUGGGAGCUUCGGAGACCAUGAAGUAGAAUUCAUUCCACCGGGGAGCUUUGCAUCGAGCUAUGGUGAAAAAUGUUCCGGAAAGGCAAAAAACGACACAGUAGCAGCAGUUCCCAAAGCAGUGAAAUCAGUACGAAGAGCAAGUCUGUAGACUCCAGCCUUGGGGGCCUCUCGCGAUCCAGCACCGUGGCCAGCCUCGACACAGACUCCACCAAGAGCUCAGGACAAAGCAAUAACCAUUCAGAUGCCUGUGCAGAAUUUCGGAUCAAAUACGUCGGUGCCAUCGAGAGGCUGAAAUUCUCUGAAGGACAAAGUCUUGAGGGACCGCUAGACCUGAUAAAUUACAUAGAUGUUGCCCAGCAAGAUGGAAAGUUGCCUUUCGUUCCUCUGGAGGAAGAAUUUAUCAUGGGAGUUUCCAAGUAUGGUAUAAAAGUGUCCACGUCAGAUCAGUAUGACGUCUUGCAUCGGCACGCCCUGUACUUGAUCAUCCGGAUGGUGUGUUACGAUGACGGUCUGGGGGCGGGAAGAAGCUUGCUGGCGCUGAAGACCACGGACGCGAGCAACGAGGAGUACAGCCUGUGGGUUUACCAGUGCCACAGCCUGGAGCAAGCACAAGCCAUCUGCAAAGUUUUAUCCACCGCCUUUGACUCUGUGUUAACAUCCGAGAAGUCCUGAAUUCUGCAGUAAGGGAAGCUGACUUGGUGUGGGAGUUCGGCGGCUUCCAGGGCUGAGCUACUUUGGAAGAAGGAAGCAAUGACAGUGAAGAAAUGCAGUGUGUAAUGUGCUCAUGGUUUGCUUUUCUAUUAAAAUGUGUCUUUAAUUACAGUGAGUGAGCUCUCAGCGAGGCCCUCCGCUUUCUGGGACUAAAAGAGAGAUCUCACCUAUCACUUUUAACCACAAAUGAGCUUAACACCUAAGUGUCACAGAAGCGCCCUCUGUGAGUGGGGAGCACGGAGACCUUUCUGGGGCAGCCACGUGCCGGCCGAGGUGCAGCGCGUGUCCCCCCACCCCCGGGGCCGAACAGCAAGGCAGUGCUGCCGACGGUGAAGGUGUGCCGUCGGGAUGACGCGCCAGGAAACCAAAGUAUUUAUCUCCGAGCUCACAGACCAGAGAUCGCCGUGCAUGUUAAAUAGUAUAGAAAGAAUCUCAUGUACAGUAGGCUAGUGGGUUUUUCUAAAGGACCAUUUUAAUAUGCAAUGCUUAGAGGAUUAAAAACAUUAAAAAUAACACUAUGUCCAUUUA